CCUCAGCUUGUUCCUAUGCUGAGAUGGCAUGCUGUUGCGUCGUGGACUUGGGAUGCUCAGGAUGAAACAUGUGGGAUUUGUAGGAUGGCCUUUGAUGGAUGCUGUCCUGAUUGUAAACUUCCUGGAGAUGAUUGCCCCCUCAUUUGGGGUGCAUGCAAUCACGCAUUUCAUUUGCACUGUAUCCUGAAAUGGGUGAAUUCUCAGACAUCACAAGCGCAUUGCCCCAUGUGCCGUCGGGAAUGGCAGUUUAAAGGAUGAGAACAUUUUUUUCCAAAGGAAAAGUUGCAACUAGGAGCAAUGCAAGUUGGUGCAGUUAAUUGAAAGGUCUUCUUCCCAGAUUUUUCCCUGAGUAUAAGAUGUAUUGAUUGCUUCUGAAUUAGCUAUUACGCUAUCUAUGUACUUGAAUAUUUAGAGUCCUUCUUUGAGUUUAUCUUAAAACGCAAGCAUUUGCUUAUUAGUUAUUACUCAUACAUAAGAUUAUCAUA
This is a messenger RNA of Lotus japonicus, 485 nucleotides long. RefSeq names its product anaphase-promoting complex subunit 11. Gene Ontology annotation, cellular component: nucleus; anaphase-promoting complex. Lineage: Eukaryota; Viridiplantae; Streptophyta; Magnoliopsida; Fabales; Fabaceae. The coding region runs from base 16 to 258 and encodes 80 amino acids. The record is from RefSeq and is a predicted model, not a curated record. The transcript is spliced from 3 exons. Gene Ontology annotation, biological process: positive regulation of mitotic metaphase/anaphase transition; anaphase-promoting complex-dependent catabolic process; protein ubiquitination. Gene Ontology annotation, molecular function: ubiquitin protein ligase activity; zinc ion binding; cullin family protein binding.